CGCAGUGCUGGUGUGUGUACGUGUGUAGUGUGAUGUCCUGUUCAUUUUACUCUUUAUGCACUCCCUCCAAGUUCUUCCAAUUUUUAUCUUAUUGCAAUGGGAUUGCGUCAUGUAAUUACUUGCAUUGUGUUUUCGUUGCUCGGAGGUGUGAUUGGGCAGGGAGAUGAAGAAACUUAUCUCGGCAAGUUUCUUGGUGAAUUCAACAGCUACCAUCAUCAGGUCGGUGGCGAGGUGUACGCCGUGAACCAGCACUCGUUCCACAUCCGCAAGUUCAUGUACGACGGCAACGGGAAAGACACCUUCUUCUGGGCGGGAAGUCGGCCGCGUCCUGGGCCUCAGGGCUUCAUCGUGCCUAACGAGAUCGGGAGGACGAACGUGUUGCGUCAAUACCACAACGAAGACAUCACCAUCACCCUGCCUGACGCUAAGACCAUCCGCGACAUCCGUUGGCUCUCCGUAUACGACCUCACCAGACAUGAACCUUUUGGGGAUCUUUACAUCCCCGAAGGGUUCGAACCUCCCCAACGGCUGAGGCUAAACCGUCUGACGGGCAAGACUGGACACGUCAACUCCGAGCCUGUUGUUAUCCUCGACUCGAAAACCAUCAAAAUUGACAAUUUUGAAUACGACGGCAGCGGGGAAGAAGCGUACUUCUGGGUCGGCGUUGGGCCACAGCCACACUCCAAAGGCAAUAAAAUUCCAGAUGAACUCGGCUACUUGACGCCCCUGGGCCGGUAUCACCGGGCCAACAUCGUGCUGACGUUGCCAGGAGACCUGUCCGUGCAGACCGUCAACUGGCUCGCCGUCUACGACGUCAAGAGGAACGACGUCCUCGGCUCUGUCAUCCUGCACGACGACCUCAACGUCCCGCCCUCCCUCGUCCAUAUCACCCCUCACACGAGCGCGAUGCCGCAGUGCGAGCAGCUGCACCGCGACCUGCAGAUCUCCUGGUCGGUCUUCGGCGACCAGGUCACCGUCGAGGUCGCCGCACGUAUGGAGCUGGAGGAAUACGUGGCGUUCGGCAUGAGCGGCAACCCUGACCGCCCCGAGAUGGUGGGCGGAGACGCGGUACUGCUGCACAGAGACGACUUCCUGGGCUACGCCAACGACAUCAACAUCACAUCUUACUUCCCUUGCACGGAGUUGCUGAACCAGAAGAAGGGCGUGUGUCUGGACGACGAGGUGGGCGGUAUACAGGACUACCAGCUCAUGACGAGCUCCCGUGACGAUGGCGUCUCUGUCUUUACUUAUCGACGUCGUCUCCAGACUGCGGACGAUGGGGACAUCCCGUACGAAGCCAAGGGCCCCAACAUGAUCAUCUGGGCCAUAGGGCGCCUGGAUGCGGCCCGCCGCCCCACGAUGCACAGGGCCUGGUCCAAGGUGGCGCAACCGCUAGACCUCGGCCGCGUGCCAUCACGCAAUUGCUUCUCCUUCACGCACGACCUCAACAAGAAAAUCACUGCAUGGGAGGCCGUGAAGCUCACCGACGCCAGCACCGUGGAGUUCACGGCGCGGCUUGGCCCCGACGGCGGCCCUCGCGGCUACGCGGCCAUCACGGGACAACCUGCACUGACGGGCAAGGGUUGGUACAUCAACGGGUUCCUGGCCCCUGAGUUGUACCUGAGGCGCAAUACUGAGUACACCUUCAAGGUGGAAGGUGGCGCCUCCCCCCACGACCCUGCCACCUACCACCCCCUCAUCAUCACUGACGAGCCACACGGAGGAUUCUCACAGCUAAGCGAGGCACAGAAGUCUCAGGUGCGCGUGUUGGCGGGUGUGGACUACACACAACGUGGCGACAUUCGCCCCAUGCGAGGAGGUCGCCUGUGUGAAUGGAAGCAUCCCAGCAACCUGGACCGCAGGCGAGAUGCUGAUGUUCCGACGUUCCCAGAGUACAGGAACGAGCUCAACCUUCAGUGUGAAAGUGAGGGUGGACCACGCGAUCUGAAGAUAAUGCCGAACAAAUCGUGGCCAGCAACGGUCUACUACAAUAGCUGGACGGGCAAGAAUAUGGGCUGGAAGAUCCACAUCCUAAACGAGCAGUCGGAUAUUGUUGCGUUACCGCUGCGUUCUGGCGCUGCUACGACUUACGCAUCGGCCGUAUUGCUCGUUAUCUCCGGGGCUCUCGCGUUAAUAUAGCACGCGUACGAUAAGUACGCGAAAUAGCUUUAUGCAUAAAUUAACAUUCCGUUAAUAUUUUUAUAAUUGCUCGCCCUUAAUGUUAAAUUAAUAAAUCUCAAUAUCACGUAAAUGAACUUUAUUCCUAAGUAUAAAUUAAAUCAAACUCAUAAUCAAUCAGCUUCGUGGGACUUGAGGAUCGUGGUUCGCGCACAGGAUUGCGUGAUUGCGUAGACUCAAAAUUCGGUGAAAUCGCUAUUGACAAAUUUUUGAAUAUCUUCUAGGUUCAUACUGCUACUCAUCUCGGCACAUUUCUGAAAAAGAGACAAUUACAUUAUGCGUCGCUUAACUACAUCUUUGAGCUUUAUAGUGAUGCUUCUGGAAAUAUGUUUGAAGAUUUCAAAAUUGAACCCUAAAUUCAAUAUAAUAUUGACAUGACAUGUAUAAUUAGUAACUGACUUUUUUAAACUCUUCAAGUAUUUUGGCGCUCUGUUGGGGGCUGACAUGUUUAUUGAGAAUCUUGGAGAGAGAUGUGAACAGCUCGUCUGAUGAGGCGUCGCUCACGGUCCUUCCAUUGGUCUGCAAGGAACAAGCUUAGCUCAAGUAAUGGCCAUCUCGACUUGUAUUGCCUUCACUGUUAAAAAUCCCGAAUUACUAACUUAUUAAAUAAUGGUACACUUCAUUACCUGCUAUUUUCUUAUGGACUAUGUUCUCAAGUCAAUGAUUAUUACUGAUUAAAUUGAUUAUUAUUAUUGACCAUCAUUACUGUUAGGAAGUGAUAAGCCUUACAUAACAUAAAAAUCUAUCUACGUAAACCUGACGUUUCAUGGAAUGGAUGAUUACAUAGUUAGUGUUGAUAGAAUUUUGUUUAAUGUCAUAUUUACAUUUAAUAGUGAGAAUUCAACCAUUUUAUAAAAUUAUACAGCUCCAUGGUAACACGAGGAAACGUUCA
This is a messenger RNA of Hyalella azteca, 3070 nucleotides long. RefSeq names its product protein Skeletor, isoforms B/C. The record is from RefSeq and is a predicted model, not a curated record. The coding region runs from base 97 to 2139 and encodes 680 amino acids. NCBI's taxonomy places the organism in Eukaryota, Metazoa, Arthropoda, Malacostraca, Amphipoda, Hyalellidae. The transcript has 17 exons.